Molecule: messenger RNA, 1089 nt
Organism: Ascochyta rabiei
Lineage: Eukaryota; Fungi; Ascomycota; Dothideomycetes; Pleosporales; Didymellaceae
Exons: 2
Coding region: 1-1089 (362 amino acids)
Source: RefSeq, a predicted model, not a curated record
AUGUCAAACAGUCUAUUGAGCCGCGGUAACGUGUGCGGGUUCUCCUCGUCACCCUGUCCAUUGGUUGGCCUCAACAACUCCAUGUAUAUGGUUUUGAGCAUGCAGUUUCAAGCCGACAGUCCUACCGAAGAACUGACUGUAUAUUUCUCAUGGUAUAAUGGAAAUUUCGACAUUCCACUCUAUCUCGACAGUGUGUCUGUGAGACCAGGCUCCGAAGACGUCUUGACGGAUUCCAACCCUUCGGAACGCAAUUCUCAAAGGCUCGUAUCUGCACCAUUAGUUACAAGGUCUUCGAUCGCCACAGGAAUAACACCACCGAGCGCGCAACCGUCUCUGAUCAAAAGAACCCCCGCAAUCUCAAGUGCGGUUUCUGCUCCUUUUCGUGAAUGUUCAGCGCUGAACUCGUCUAUCUCUGCAGCACCAAACUCCUCGACAUCCAUCUCGUGCUCAAGAUCCCUUCCGAAUUCGACGCGCUGGUCAACUCCACCGCCCGAUAUAACGCGCAAAACCUUGGCCAACAGCGGCUUCGAAGACGGUCUCAGAGGCUGGCAGUUUCUCCUGACAGGAGGUACCUUCGACGUAGCCACCACAAAUCAGUCCCUGGAAGGUUGUUCUGCAGUCUCCGUCAGACCAACCUCACCCCACACGGGCAAAAGGCGAGCAGUCACACUGCAGACUCGCAUGACUAACUUGAAUUCCUCCCAUGAAUGGUACACCGUUGAGCUCUACAUUGGACACGCGAAUAUCACGCACAGCCCGCCCACUGGCACAUCGCCCGUUAUUUCGAUGAGGUAUAAGAACGCGAUAAGCGGGGAUAUCGAGCGGUCCACCAGCCUGUGCGGGUUUGCGCGUACGACCACGUUGAACGGCAUCCCCCAGCCAUGCAGGCUAUUCGGGGCAGAUGGCGCGCAGUACCAGAGUUACGGAAUGGAUGUCAGGGCGUUUGAUAGCUCGCAUGAUCGGUAUACGAACGCUACGGAGAUGGAGAUCUCGGUCGAGAUUGCGUGGCCGGCUGGGGCGGUGGAAGUGCCGGUUUAUGUAGAUGGGGUUGGGGUGUGGGAGAUCAAAUGGGGCUCGAUCUCGCGUUGA